AAUAACUAGACCAGUUGCUCGACUGCCUGUGAAUAGGAGGGGGGGACUUGAUCUGCUCACAUUGCUUUGUUACCUAAUGUUUACGUCAGUGUUUUCUGCAGGGUCGAGAUGUGCCUUGCAACAGUGUACUGCACAGAACGUCGGAGGGUUGGACAGAUUACACUGCCUGGACUUUUGAUCCUGUCAUGAUGGCGAGGGAAACUUAACAAGAAAGCAGGAAAAGCAGGCAAAUCAGGAGUUAUGACGUCCACGACUGAAGAUGGCGCCUUCCCAGUCCAUGUCCCGGCAGAUAAACUUACGCUUUACUUGGCAAGAAAGGGAGCACGUGUGCUGAGGGUUACUUUCCAUGACACCUCCUCGUGGUGUCAUGAAAUAACCUGGAUCUGUACACUUAUACCUGACAAAUACUCCCCCUAUAUCAACCAUCACAAAUUCCGACAACAGUUACCUGCGUUGAAGGAGCAGUUUGCAACUCAUGGACGCCUGACCAGCAUACAGAUCGACCAGUGGAUGUUUGUCUUCGGACACGAUACAGAGGAUACAGCCUGGGAGAUGAUGACAGGAUAUGAACAUAUUAAAGAUAUAAUUUUGAAGUUUCUUCAUGAAAUCCAUGCACAAGUGACAGAUAUCGAGAUGGAGUCAGUCAUAAAGAAGGUAGAUGCGUCAGCAGUGAGUAAAGACCAAGAAACGUUGCCCAGAGGGACGACGGAUCAAGACGUUCUGUUCUGCUCCAAACAUGAGGAUGAUGUGGACUCACCACACUUCCAUCCCCAGGAGAGGCAUGGUGACGUCCCACAUGCCCAGGAGGACGAGGACGCCUCUCAUCCAUAUGUCAAGAAGGACGAGGACGCCUCUCACCCAUAUGACCAGAUGGACGAGAACGCUUCUCAUCUCACAACUGGUAGUGUAACGAAAACUGGAAUGAGUGGCAACAGCAGGGCAGAAACAUCCAUUUCAGCCGGGGAAAUUCGUACAAAAGAACUUCAUCAAGAUAACAGAACAGUUAACAGUACGAUUAUCAUCAAUCUCCCCUCUGGAAAAGCUGUUUGUGAAUCAUGCUGGAAGGCCAAACAUGAAAAUAUUCCUCAACCGACCGAUAUUGACAUUGAAACUGUAAAGACUCUACUGAAUGAACUGUUUCCUGAUUCACUGGUACGUGUUCGGUGGGAAUGUAUGGUGUUUUGUUUUGAACAUGAGUCCAUGGAAGAUGCAAUGGGUAUGAUUGUUCAGCAUGCAGACAUCAAGGAGGACAUCCUACACUUCCUGCAGGAGCUGGACCCAUCAAUUGAAGAUAUCGUGAUGGAGGUGGAGGUGCGGGAGUUGAGUGAGUUUGCGGAGCAGGCAGCACAGACAUCAGCCUCGAGUGAUCCGAGUUUGAACCCACUUGUGAAGGGACAAGAUUCUGAUCGACACGGUAGGUGGGGGAACCCAGCAUGUGGUAGAUCGUAUCAUUGUCCAACUUUGUAUGAUAUUUGGUAAGAUCAUCAUGUCAGCCAAGGCUAGGGGGAUUCUACUCCGAAAAUGUCCUAUAAACAGUCUCUGCAAUUUGAUACAUGUUUUAUCCUAUUAAUUUAUCAACAAAUCAACAAUUGCACUAAUAGUAUCAUCAUUUUUUUCAUAAAGAUCAAUUCAACAAGCAGGUGUAAUGACACGCCAGAGAGAUGAACAACAGUCUAUACUUGUGUUGUAUUUUUAUGAGAGUCAUUUAAUCUAUUUGACAAUCACAAAACUAUAUAUUUACACUUUUGCUAUAAUAAACGUAUUUCAAAUCUAGUUCUGUAGUAAACGUUUCAAAAGGCUUCAAAUUUGUGGAAUGGCAAUAACUGGUCUGUGGCCAAUAUAUAUAAUGCUUAUGUGCUAGACCUCUAUAUAUAGUUUUCUAAACAACAUAUUCUGUGUU
Molecule: messenger RNA, 1900 nt
Organism: Haliotis rufescens (red abalone)
Lineage: Eukaryota; Metazoa; Mollusca; Gastropoda; Lepetellida; Haliotidae
Exons: 8
Coding region: 241-1479 (412 amino acids)
Source: RefSeq, a predicted model, not a curated record